Molecule: messenger RNA, 1765 nt
Organism: Habropoda laboriosa
Lineage: Eukaryota; Metazoa; Arthropoda; Insecta; Hymenoptera; Apidae
Gene: Oamb
Product: octopamine receptor Oamb
Exons: 9
Coding region: 16-1653 (545 amino acids)
Biological process (GO): adenylate cyclase-activating adrenergic receptor signaling pathway
Cellular component (GO): membrane
Molecular function (GO): G protein-coupled amine receptor activity
Source: RefSeq, a predicted model, not a curated record
AGCUUGCCAACUAAAAUGCGAGAGCUGAACGCGACCGCAUGCGCUGCCCUGUACGAGCGCGUCGAGUGGUACGACCCGUGGAUCCUGGUUACCCUGAUUGUGCUCGCGAUCGUGAACGUAAUGGUGGUACUGGGCAACGUGCUUGUGAUACUUGCUGUCUAUCAUACGAGCAAGCUGCGAAACGUCACGAAUAUGUUCAUCGUUAGCCUGGCCGUCGCCGAUUUGAUGGUUGGACUCGCGGUGCUGCCUUUUAGCGCCACGUGGGAGGUCUUCAAGGUCUGGAUAUACGGUGAUAUAUGGUGCUCCAUCUGGCUGGCGGUGGACGUAUGGAUGUGCACGGCUUCGAUAUUGAAUUUGUGUGCCAUCAGCCUGGAUAGAUACUUAGCGGUGACCAGGCCAGUCAGUUAUCCUCAGAUCAUGUCGCCGAAGAGAGCGAGGCUGCUGGUCGCUACCGUGUGGAUUCUGAGCUUCAUCAUCUGCUUCCCACCCCUGGUCGGUUGGAAAGACAAACGGUCUCAUCCCGCGUACAACGUGACAUUCUCUCAGAACGGGCCGUUCAACACCACCACCAUCUUGGUCCCGGUGAAACCGUGUUCCUGGAUCUGCGAGCUGACCAACGACGCUGGCUACGUCGUCUACAGCGCGCUGGGUUCCUUCUAUAUACCGAUGCUGGUCAUGCUGUUUUUCUAUUGGAAGAUCUACAACGCCGCCGUCUCCACCACGAAGGCCAUUAAUCAAGGCUUCCGUACGACAAAGGGCUCGAAAAUGCUAGGAUCCAGAUUCGACGAACAGAGGUUGACAUUGAGGAUCCACCGAGGUCGGGGAAGCGUCCACAACGGGAGCAACAAUGGUAGCCCGAGGAGCCCUGAGUCGAAUAGCCGUAGCUCGGUGAAAAGGGAGAAGAUAAAGAUCUCGGUGUCGUAUCCGAGCACGGAGACGCUGAAUACCAAGUGUAACACCCUCGAGAGAACACCCUCGAGAUGCUCUCAGACCUCUGUGCACUAUAGUAACGGGCAGACGCACAGUCAACUAUGUCCCACCCCAAGAAGCACACAUCUGAAGGUGAGCGGUAUCAACAGGGUUGGCAGCACCAGGAGGCCGAGCAGACGGAGUAGCUGCGAGAGUCAAAUGACGGGGGACGAGGUGUCGCUGAAAGAACUCACGCCAGGCACGGAAGAGAAGCCCAGAGUGAUGAAAAUGGGCAAGAGGAACAUCAAAGCUCAGGUGAAGAGAUUUCGAAUGGAGACGAAGGCCGCGAAGACUCUCGGCAUCAUCGUAGGUGGAUUCAUCCUCUGUUGGCUACCAUUCUUCACGAUGUACCUGGUGCGCGCAUUCUGCCCCAAUUGCAUCCAUCCCACAGUUUUCAGCGUGUUAUUUUGGCUGGGCUAUUGCAACUCGGCGAUAAACCCGUGUAUCUACGCGCUGUUCAGCAAAGACUUCCGGUUCGCGUUUAAGAGAAUCAUCUGCAAGUGCUUCUGCAAGCAGAGAGCUAACACUCUGAGACGCGGCAGCGACGGCAGCCAAUUGGCCAUGAGAAACGACCGGAGUCCGAGCUACUCGAUGCGAAUGCCUCAACAGGGAGUCUCCAUCGACGAUUCAGACCCAGAUCCAAGCUCAGAGCCCACGGUUCACUCUCAGAGCGAGUCCAGAUGACUGUAGCGUGCCAAGAGUGGCGCGCAGCGCGUCACCUUCGACUCGAGGACCUCGAAAGUGAGGAUCCAGUCCUUCUGACGGGCCACCGAAUAGUCCAGCCUCCACGUCACAG